CAGCGGCCACCAUCACAUGAACGUCAAUGAAAACACACACACACACAUACAUCAUCACACUUAGCUAAACGGCUACUUCCCGCUCACCUGACCAGCACAACAUCCGCACCGUCCCGCUUUCGACAAGCGCAUGACUGGGGAUGUCUGCGUCCGACUGGUACGCUCACAAGUCGCUCGGAGACGGACUCUUCUGGAUCCAGGAGCGAUUCUUCCAGUCAGAGAACCGGGCCAACAUCUGGCUGCUCCGCGGCUCGCACCAGGACGUGGUCAUAGACACCGGUCUGGGCUUGAGGAGCUUACCGGACUACAUCGACUCUAAGGGGCUGCUCGGCAAGGAUCCGCAGAGGAAGAACCCGCUGCUCGCCAUCGCCACCCACGCCCACUUUGACCACUCGGGCGGUCUGCAUCAGUUCCAACAGGUGGGCGUCCACAGCGCCGAGGUCGAUGCUCUGGCCAACGGAGACAACUUCGAGACGGUGACCUGGCUCAGCGACAGGGAGAUAGCCGAGUCUCCGAGUCCAGGCUGGAGGGCAAGGCACUACAAAGUGAAGGCUGUGCAGCCCACACACAUCCUGCAGGAGGGUGAUGUCAUCAACCUGGGUGACCGGCAGCUGACGGUGCUCCACAUGCCUGGUCACUCUCGCGGCAGCAUCUGCCUCCACGACCACGACAAUAAGCUGCUCUUCAGCGGAGACGUCGUGUACGACGGCGCCAUGAUCGACUGGCUGCCGUACAGCCGCGUCAGCGACUACAUCAGCAGCUGCGAGCGUUUGGUGGGACUGGUGGACAGUGAACAGGUUGACCAAGUCCUGCCAGGACACUACAACACCUUUGGUGCCAAGCGUCUCCAUCGCCUCGCGUCCUCCUACAUCACCAGAGCCGGGACGUGUCCCGCGAAGUUCUCCACGUUCGCCUGGAGGACGGUGGCCGGCGUGGCUCUGCGGGCCUGUAACCCCCGCAGUGCCUGUUAAUGAAGAGGGGGGGGGUAUGAUCGUGGAGCUGGAGGGGGAAGCAAGAAAUGCACAAAGACAAAAUGUUUAAAAUGUGAAAGACGGUGAGGACGGACACACACAUACACACACACACACGGACACACACACUCCUCAUGUGUCUGUACCUGCAACAUUUAUUCACUUAUGUAAUCCAACAGAAUUCAUGUAAUUGCCAAACUUUAUGUAAAAAAUGCCCUCAUUGGGUUACAUAAGUCAAUAAUCAGCCUCAUAUGAAGCAUAUAAGUAUUUAUUAGUGUGAUGAAGUUAUAUAUGUAUAUAUAUAUAUAUAUAUACUGAUGAUAAUGUAUUGUAUGUUUAAGUAUGUCUGAAUAAUAUGAUUCCUUUUUUUUAUAUACUUUAAGCAGAUGUUUAGUUACAACAGCACAACAAGGACACAACAACAACAAUGCACUACAAACAGAAAACAGGGAGCUAUGGGUUUUGCGGCUGAAACAAUAUGGCCAUAGUAUUUCUCUAUGCAUACUAUAAUGCUCAGUGAAGACUCGGUAUCAACUACCUCCUAUGUUUGUAAUGAGUGCUUUGUAGUAUUGAAGGAUCAACAGCUUUGCUAUUGAAAUAUUGACAAUAAAGCCCGUGUUCUACCUA
This is a messenger RNA of Solea senegalensis (Senegalese sole), 1598 nucleotides long. RefSeq names its product metallo-beta-lactamase domain containing 2 (gene mblac2). The record is from RefSeq and is a predicted model, not a curated record. The coding region runs from base 141 to 971 and encodes 276 amino acids. Lineage: Eukaryota; Metazoa; Chordata; Actinopteri; Pleuronectiformes; Soleidae. The transcript has 3 exons.